CCCGGCGGGGCCGCCAGCCUGUGGCCUCCUCCAGCAGCUGCUUUUGGCUCCCGCACCCCCUUCUCGUCCCCACAGAGGCUGUGGGCUCUGCUCAGACCGAGCGUCACCGGGCACUUCUGUGCGCCCCAGGAGGACGAGGCGACCGUCAACUGCGGCUUGGACCAAAACCAGUUCGUUAUCUCGGACAGCGCGUUCCCUGGCUCCACCCGGGUCCUUCUGAAGAGACCUUCCUUUUGUCCCAUCAAGCACCUGGAGGAGGGGCAGGCUGCUGCGCUGCCGGAGGAGCUCCGAGGCCGCGGGGUGGACGUGGGGGUGGCCGUCCUACUGCAGUCCGUCGACAGGAGAGUCUUGCUGACCUUCCCCAGCCUCUGGGUGCCCCCAGGUGGGCACCUGGAGCUGGGUGAACAGUUGCUGGAGGCGGGCCUGCGGGAGCUGCAGGAGGAGACAGGCUUGCAGCUGGAGCCAGGCAGCUUCUCCUGGAGGAUGCUGGGCCUAUGGGAGUCCGUUUACCCUCCCCUGCUGAGCCGAGGGCUGCCGCGGCGGCACCACAUCGUCGCCUACCUCUUGCUGCUUUCCACCGAGGGCCACCAGCAGCUGCAGAGGCGGAUCAAGGCGGAGGAGAGCGAGGUGAGCGCCUACGCGUGGCUGGAGGCCCCCGUGCUGGAGUCUAUCGCGGCCGUCGAGGAUGGUGCAGAGAACACGAGGCACGUGCCCAGAAACCUCCCCCCAACCAUCAAAGCCACCGAGCUGAGCGGGGGCGGGGCCCGGCCCACGGAGCUUCCUACUGCCACGUUCCUGAACACGGCUCCUGCAACGGGGGAAGACGUGGAGCGGGUCAGCACCGGGACCCGGUUUGCCCUGCGGCUCUGGCUAGGCACCAUAGCCACGCGAGACACGUGAGCAGCGGAAUCCCAGGCCCUGGCCUCCCUGCAGGGCAGACAGGUGGGGAGCGGCUGGCAAAGCAUGUCGGCUCUCAGGCCUGGUUUUACCGAGCAGGGUGCAGACCCUUCACCAAGCCGCCGGGCUGGCCAAGCAGCAGCAGGAAGGGACCAUAGGGCAUCGGGGGGGGUCUCUCUAGCCCUCCCCCUCGUGAAGGAACCCUAAACCCCGGCUGCCUAGGACAAGGAGGAAGCGUCACUGUCACGUUAACCAUGGAAGCCAGACACACCAGCAACGUGACUAGAACCUCCCCUACUGUGGCUACCCACGUCCUGCAUCGCCGAGGGGUGCACAGAAGAGAGCGUGAGCCAGCGGUCUGAGUUCAGAAUUUGCAAGCUAGGAACUCCCGUUCCAAUUCCAUCUUCCACUCACUCCUUUGUGGCUCUGCCUCAGCCCCCAUUCUAAACCAGGGGGAACUAAUUCACCCUUCUCCUCAGGUCCCAACAGCUGGAAUCCAGCUUGGGAAGGUGGUUCUGCUCCACCAGUAACUGACGCGGGUGCAGCUGGGGGGUGUUUUGAACUUUAUUGUCUAAAAGGUAGUUUGCAUAUACAGAAGUGUUCCAAAUAAAAUACCAAACAGCUGGAUAUGAAACAGACAGAAUAAAUAAACCAGAGAAAGUGGCUAGCUGCUUUGUAAAAGGU
Molecule: messenger RNA, 1581 nt
Organism: Pelodiscus sinensis (Chinese soft-shelled turtle)
Lineage: Eukaryota; Metazoa; Chordata; Testudines; Trionychidae
Source: RefSeq, a predicted model, not a curated record